AUGUUUGGAAAGAAAAAGAAAAAGAUUGAAAUAUCUGGCCCAUCCAACUUUGAACACAGGGUUCAUACUGGGUUUGAUCCACAAGAACAGAAAUUUACCGGCCUUCCCCAGCAGUGGCACAGCCUGUUAGCAGACACGGCCAACAGGCCGAAGCCCAUGGUAGACCCUUCGUGCAUCACUCCCAUCCAGCUGGCGCCCAUGAAGACAAUCGUUAGAGGAAACAAACCCUGCAAGGAAACCUCCAUCAAUGGCCUUCUGGAGGAUUUUGACAACAUCUCCGUGACCCGCUCCAACUCCUUAAGGAAGGAAAGCCCGCCCACCCCAGACCAGGGAGCCUCCAGCCAUGGUCAAGGCCAUCGGGAAGAAAAUGGAUUCCUCACCUUCUCACAGUAUUCCAGCGAAUCUGAUACCACUGCUGACUAUGCGACGGAAAAGUACAAAGAAAAGAGUCUCUAUGGAGAUGAUUUGGACCCGUUUUAUAAAGGCAGCCACUCGGCCAAGCAAAAUGGGCACAUAAUGAAAAUGCAACAUGGGGAAGCCUACUAUUCUGAGAUGAAGCCUUUGCAAUCCAACAGAGCCAGGUUUCCUGUUGAUUAUCACACACACUUGGACUCACUGAGCAAACCCAGUGAGUACAGUGACCUCAAGUGGGGGUACCAGCGAGCCUCAAGCAGCUCCCCUCUGGAUUAUCCAUUCCAAUUCACGCCUUCUAGAACUGCAGGGACCAGUGGGUGCUCUAAGGAAAGCCUGGCGUACAGUGAAAGUGAGUGGGGACCCAGCCUGGAGGACUAUGACAGGAGGCCAAAGUCAUCAUACCUGAGUCAGACAAGCCCUCAGCCCGCCAUGAGGCAGAGGUCACGGUCAGGCUCUGGGCUCCAGGAACCCAUGAUGCCCUUCGGAGCAAGUGCAUUUAAAACCCACCCUCAAGGACACUCCUACAGCUCCUACACCUACCCUCGCUUGUCCGAGCCCACAAUGUGCAUUCCAAAGGUGGAUUAUGAUCGAGCACAGGUGGUCCUCAGCCCUCCACUGUCAGGAUCUGACACCUACCCCAGGGGCCCUGCCAAACUACCUCAAAGUCAAAGCAAAGCAAGCUAUUCCUCAAGCAGCCACCAGUACCCAUCUGGAUACCACACAGCCACCCUGUACCACCACCCCUCUCUGCAGACCAGUUCGCAGUACAUCUCCACAGCUUCUUACCUGAGCUCUCUCAGCAUCUCUUCUAGCACCUAUCCCCCACCCAGCUGGGGCUCCUCCUCAGACCAGCAGCCCUCCAGGGUGUCCCACGAACAGUUCCGGGCAGCCCUGCAGCUGGUGGUCAGCCCAGGAGACCCCAGAGAAUAUUUGGACAACUUUAUCAAAAUCGGGGAAGGGUCAACCGGCAUUGUGUGCAUCGCCACCGAGAAACACACGGGGAAGCAAGUCGCCGUGAAGAAAAUGGACCUCCGAAAGCAACAGAGACGAGAGCUGCUUUUUAAUGAGGUUGUUAUAAUGCGGGAUUAUCACCAUGACAAUGUGGUUGACAUGUACAACAGCUACCUUGUCAAUGAUGAGCUCUGGGUUGUCAUGGAAUUUCUGGAAGGUGGUGCCUUGACAGACAUCGUUACUCAUACCAGAAUGAAUGAAGAACAAAUAGCUACCGUCUGUCUGUCGGUUCUGAGGGCUCUCUCCUACCUGCACAACCAAGGAGUGAUUCACAGGGACAUAAAGAGUGACUCCAUCCUGCUGACAAGUGAUGGUCGGAUAAAGUUGUCUGACUUUGGUUUCUGUGCUCAAGUUUCCAAAGAGGUGCCAAAGAGGAAAUCACUGGUUGGCACGCCCUACUGGAUGGCACCUGAGGUGAUUUCUAGGCUGCCUUAUGGGACAGAGGUGGACAUCUGGUCUCUCGGGAUCAUGGUGAUAGAGAUGAUAGACGGCGAGCCCCCCUACUUCAAUGAGCCUCCCCUCCAGGCCAUGCGGCGGAUCCGGGACAGUUUACCUCCAAGAGUGAAGGACCUGCACAAGGUUUCUUCAGUGCUCCGGGGAUUCCUAGACCUGAUGUUGGUGAGGGAACCCUCUCAAAGAGCUACAGCCCAGGAACUCCUCGGACAUCCAUUCCUGAAAUUGGCAGGUCCACCAUCUUGCAUUGUUCCCCUCAUGAGACAAUACAGGCAUCACUGA
Messenger RNA from Mesoplodon densirostris (Blainville's beaked whale), 2160 nucleotides. RefSeq names its product p21 (RAC1) activated kinase 5 (gene PAK5). The coding region runs from base 1 to 2160 and encodes 719 amino acids. Gene Ontology annotation, molecular function: ATP binding; protein serine/threonine kinase activity. Gene Ontology annotation, biological process: intracellular signal transduction; protein phosphorylation; cytoskeleton organization. Gene Ontology annotation, cellular component: cytoplasm. The record is from RefSeq and is a predicted model, not a curated record. The transcript has 8 exons. NCBI's taxonomy places the organism in Eukaryota, Metazoa, Chordata, Mammalia, Artiodactyla, Ziphiidae.